Molecule: messenger RNA, 1345 nt
Organism: Cuscuta epithymum
Lineage: Eukaryota; Viridiplantae; Streptophyta; Magnoliopsida; Solanales; Convolvulaceae
Source: the annotation of a GenBank genome assembly
GUAAUUUUGAGGCUUCAUCUGGAGGGAUCAGAAUAGCAGAAUUCUUAAACGAGAAGACAUUGGGAAAGUUGAUGGAACAAAAUAUUGAAACCAAAGGGAAGGUGAAAUUAAUACUUAAUUUGGAAAUGGCCAUGUCUUGGUUGGGUGAUAGAUCUGAAUUCUUGCUAGGACAUCAACCAUGGAAAUUUUACUUGGAAAAUAACCUUUCUUGUUCCUUAGUUAAGAGAAUUGCAGCUGGAAGAGUAUAUCUGUUAACUUGCAGGUUAAAGCCUUGUAGACCUUCCUUUUCAAAGGAGGUAGGUAAAGAAUUAAAAGAGGAAGAAGUUGAUAGGUACAAAAAGGAGUUUGCAUCCAAUACAGUACUAAUCUCAGAAGAUAGAAACAAGGAGCUGCAGAAUAGUAAAGAAUUAAUUCCUGCUUUGAAAGGCUGGAAGAAGACUGAACCAAAUGACAUUGUUACCUAUGAUGUUUUGAUAUCGAAUCCAAAUGCUUUGUCUUCUGGCUUGAGUUCUUGGUCCCAUUUUCGAAAAGGAAAGGCUACUUAUUAUUACUCAGGUGGUUGGAAUGGUAAGAAUGCAUACCAUAAUGGUGGAUAUUGCUAUGUGAUGGUGGGCAGUGAUCAAUGUAUCUCAAGAGUUUCAUCUCUGAGUUGUUUUAUCAAAAAAGGGUUGGGAGUAGGAUUGACUGAGAGUGAAAUGGCAAAGAUUAGAGGAAUGCCAGGGGUCUGUUUAAUUGCUCCAGAUGGGGGUGGAAUGGCUGACUACCGGUUUCAGUUGGCUACUAUAGAUGCUGCAAUUUCAAGGAGUGAAGCAACUGAAUCUCAAAGAUUUGAGUUAUAUCCUGCUAUUAGCAAAAGGAAGAAUAAGCAAGGGAGGAUGGGUGAAGAUCAGUACCAGCAUGAUCAAAGACACAGGACUAAUAUUGAUGAUUGGAAGGGAGAGGAACUAUUGCUGUUGUUGCUGGAAGCAGUGAGAAAGAAGAUUCAAGUCCUGAAGUUCAGGAUCCUGAAAUUUGAAAGAUAUUGGGAAGGGAGAGGAACAAGGAAGAGGAAGAGGAAGCAGAAGAUUUUGGCUUUCUCCUAUUACCCACCUUGAGGACAAGGUGGAUGUUUAGGGGGGGAGUAUUGAUAGGGACCUACCUAUUAGAAUAAUAUUAGAAGUAAUAAUAAUAAUAUUAGUAAUAAGGGUCUCUAGUAUAAAUAGAUGUAAAGUGGGAGUAAUUGGGAGGCUUUUGGACUGUUUAGUCUUGGGACUGGGAAGAUCGAGUGUUUGCUCUUUCUUUGGGGGGCUUCGGCUCAGUUUGGGGGCUUCGGCCUUUGUACUUGUUACUGUUCAUCAUCUCCUUC